UCAUGCAGCACCGUGCGAAUUCAAAACCAACUGUACGCAGCAAUGGUCCCGUCAGCGUAUUGGAUGCGGUACUGUAUGUGGCUCCUCCUCCAACUGAUGCUUCGCAGCCUUCAAACACACUAGUAUGUGCCAUAACAACACCAGUGCUCCUUCAAAGUUGGGGGCGCAUUUUCAACAGUGAACGCAACAAUUUGGGAACUCUGUGGCUUUUCAGUAAGACUGUGGACAGAAUAAGCAGCCAAGCAGUGGCGUUUGUUUGCAGAGGAACGUUUCCCGUUACUUUCAGCCUUGUGGACAAUAUGAAGUGCAGUUAUGGCAAAAAGGGGUAAAUCCGUGGUGAGGACCCUGGAGGAUUUGACGCUGGAUUCGGGUUACGGUGGAGCCGCGGACUCCUUCAGGUCAUCCAGCUUGUCUCUGUGCUGCUCCGAGGCGCACAUCUCCUAUGCGCAUGGAGGGCACUGCUGGCAUCUGACCGACUCCAUGCGCAGUCGACACAACAGCCUAGACACCGUCAACACCGUCCUGGCUGAAGACGGCGAGACCCUGGAGUGUUCCGGACACUGUGCGAAACUUCCCGAGCUUGAGGAUGUGCCCUGGAGCCUCGGGGAGGUGGAGAACGCGCUCAACAAGGAGGAAGAGUUGAGGUUCGGGACCGUGUCCGCGGAUCUGCUCGCGCGUCUCUCCACGCUCGUAAGCCGCGCACUGGUGAGGAUCGCCAGGGAAUCGCAGCGGCUGAGUUUGCGCUACGGCAAAUGCACCAAAUACGAAGUCCAAAGUGCCAUCAAGAUGAUCCUAUCCUGGACCAUUUCGGUCAACUGCAUCGCCGCGGCGCUCAGCGCGCUGUCCAUGUACAACAUGAGCACCGAGGAUAAAUUCAGCCGGGGGAAAUCGGAGAGAUGCGGCUUGGUCUUCUCCGUGGGGAAGUUCUUCAGGUGGAUGGUGGACAGCAGGGUCGCGGUGCGCAUCCACGAGCAUGCGGCCAUAUACCUGACCGCCUGUAUGGAGAGCCUCUUCCGAGAGGUCUUCACCCGGGUGUUGAAUAGCUCGGUGGUGGAGAAGGAUAACGGGAUCCCCAAAUUUACACUGGAAUCCUUUGAGCAGGCUCUGAGCAAUGAUUCGGAGUUGUACGGCCUCCUUUUGCCCUAUCAGCACCUCACAUGUGGGAAAAAUGCCAAUGGAAUCCUCAGUUUGCCGGACAGUUUGAGCCUGCACAGGAACCAGCAGCGCUCAAGUAAAGCUGGAGACGCCUACAGUCAGUCCGAGCAGCGGACUAUUGAGCAGUCCCUGCUGGCCACACGCGUGGGGAGCAUCGCUGAGCUCAGUGAUUUAGUGUCCAGAGCCAUGCACCACCUCCAGCCUCUGAGCGUAAAGAACCACAGCAACGGCACUCCGCUCCCUCAGAAGAGCAGCCUGAUCCACUGGGAGCCUGAGGCUUUAUAUACACUCUGCUACUUCAUGCACUGCCCUCAGAUGGAGUGGGAGAACCCCAACGUAGAGCCCUCCAAAGUCACCUUGCAGAAUGAGAGGCCGUUUCUCGUACUGCCUCCUCUGAUGGAGUGGAUCAGAGUAGCUUUGGCACACGCGGAGCACCGCCGCAGCUUUUCAGUGGAUAGCGAUGAUGUUCGGCAGGCGGCCAGACUCCUGCUGCCCGGGGUGGAUUGUGAACCCCGCCAGCUGAAGACGGAUGACUGUUUCUGCGUGUCUCGUAAGCUGGAUGCUGCCUCUACCGAGGCCAAGUUCCUGCAGGACCUGGGCUUCCGCAUGCUGAACUGCGGCCGCACUGAUCUCGUCAAUCAGGCCAUGAACUUACUAGGACCCGGUGGAAUCAACAGUAUGAGUGAACAGGGCAUGACCCCUCUGAUGUACGCAUGUGUCCGCGGUGACGAAGCCAUGGUUCAGAUGCUGCUAGAUGCAGGAGCUGACAUCAACAGUGAGGUGCCAAACACAGUGCAAAAGUACCCCUCAGUCUUCCCAGAGACCCGGCAGGCCACGCCUCUCACCUUCGCCGUACUUCACCAGCACAUCCCCGUGGUGCAGUUGCUUCUGGAUGCUGGAGCUAAUGUGGAGGGCUCUCUGCAGGACGGGAUGGAGAACUACACUGAGACGCCUUUGCAGUUGGCUGCCGCUGCAGGGAACUUUGAGCUGGUCAGUCUGCUUUUGGAGAGAGGAGCAGACCCCAUGGUUGGGACCAUGUACCGCAACGGCAUCUCUACCGCACCACACGGAGACAUGAACUCUUACAGCCUGGCCGCAGCGCAUGGACACAGGAACGUGUUCUGCAAGCUUCUGUCGCAGUCGGAAAAGGGGAAGGCAGAUGUUCUGUCUCUACAGGAGAUCUUGGCUGAGGGAUCAGAGAUGGAAGAGAGGAAUUCCCUGAAGAUGGAAGCAAGCCGCACGGGGAAGGCCAAACUCAAAGCUUUGAGAGAGGCGAUGUAUCACAGCUCUGAACACGGAUAUGUCGACAUCACAUUGGAUAUCAGAAGUCUAGGGGUGCCCUGGACGCUGCACACGUGGCUGGAGUCCCUGCGAACUUGUUUCCUACAACACCGGCGGCCGCUGAUCCAGGGUCUGCUGAAAGAGUUCAGCUCUAUUGAAGAGGAGGAGUACACAGAGGAACUCAUAACACACGGCCUCCCACUCAUGUUCCAGAUCCUGCGCGCCAGCAAGAAUGAAGUGAUUAGUCAGCAGCUGGCCAUGAUAUUUACUCAGUGCUACGGACCGUAUCCGAUCCCCAAACUUACAGAGAUCAAGAGGAAACAGACGUCAAGACUGGAUCCUCAUUUUCUAAACAACAAGGAGAUGUCAGAUGUGACCUUCCUGGUGGAGGGAAAGCCAUUCUAUGCUCACAAAGUUUUGCUCUUCACCGCCUCCAACAGGUUUAAAUCACUUUUGGCAAACAGACCAGCUGCUGAGAACACCUGUAUCGAAAUCAGCCAUGUCAAAUACAAUGUAUUUCAGCUGGUGAUGCAGUAUUUGUACUGUGGUGGAACGGAUUCACUUCACAUCAGAAACACUGAGGUUAUGGAUCUCCUCUCUGCAUCUAAGUUCUUCCAGCUGGAGGCUUUACAGAGACACUGUGAGAUCAUCUGCGCCAAGAACAUCAACACUGAAACUUGUGUGGAGAUCUACAACCAUGCUAAAUUCCUGGAGGCACCUGAGCUGUCGACCUACAUCGAGGGCUACUUUCUAAAGAACAUGGCGGUUCUCAUAGAGCUUGAGCCAUUUAAACAGUUGCUCUAUAACACCCCGGUGGAGAACUGUUGCCCCGACGUACUGCACGACCUGGAGAAAACGCUGGCCACGCGCAUUCGCUCCAUUCACCUGUCCUCCUCGAAGGGAUCCAUCGUCUAAAACUGCCUCUAGUCCUCAUCAAAGCAUGCUGAGAUCCCGACACGUGCACUUCCUAGCAGUGCGGUGUAAAUGUGUUCAUUCAGUGGCAGUAGCAAUGCACUCAUAGUUCUCCAUUGGUGAUCUCUUCUCGACAGACUUGAUCUGUGCUUUAGGUAACAGCCAUAAAGGAAACAAUGCCAUUUUACGUUUCGUCUCCAAAUUGAAUAACACAAUGUGACAGAUUAUGGUUUUCUUAGAUGCAGUACCUCUACUAACCUUGGAAUAUUGCAAUUCCACUAACUCAUUUUGAAGAAGUACAGCAGCAAAUGUGACGUGACCCAAAAAAGUGGCAGUGCAGCAAGCGGGUCAUGCUUUUUUGGUACAUUAUGGCUUAGGGGUGCAAAGAGUUAGUCCUCUGGAGUAGAAAACAACUCAAUCAUUGUCAGCACUGAUUAUAGAUGUUACUAAAUAUGCUUCCUAGAUUUGUAUUUUCGAGCAUUGAGAUGAUGCUUCGUCACAGUUGUACAGAUAUUGCUCUUAUUAUCAGUAAGCGUAUGUUUAAAAUGUGGGGCUGCCGGUGUAAAUAUCUGAUGGAAAUCUCUCACAUGGAGUAGUUUGAUCUCCAGCUGUAAGUAGAUGUAUAUAAGAUGUCAUCAUCUUGAGACUUCUGUCGAGAACUCACAAUAAUGUAUUAUAGAAGUGUUCUUGAAGUCUUGUUAACUGUUGUAAAUGUAGAUGAGCAUGUAAGUAUUUUCAUGCUUGGGUUUCGUUGCUGUCGUCAUGUCUUGCAUUGACUUUACACUCUUCUGUGUGUGUGUGAGUGUGUGUGUGUGUGCGGGGGUCUGUUUUGUCUGGGAAAAAUGAAUUAUUAUCAGCAUGGAGUUGCAGAAUUGUAGCUGUGAAUCCCCUGACUGAAACGACUGAUUCAGAAUGUGCCUGCAAUAUGUUCUGAUGUGCUGUGUCUCUAAUGACAUUUGUGUAAAGUCACUCGAUGACUAAAUCAGUGUUCUUUAUAAAGAUUAUU
Messenger RNA from Labeo rohita (rohu), 4354 nucleotides. It is a transcript of the gene abtb3b, whose product is annotated as BTB (POZ) domain containing 11b. The transcript has 17 exons. Gene Ontology annotation, molecular function: protein heterodimerization activity; DNA binding; structural constituent of chromatin. The record is from RefSeq and is a predicted model, not a curated record. NCBI's taxonomy places the organism in Eukaryota, Metazoa, Chordata, Actinopteri, Cypriniformes, Cyprinidae. Bases 313 to 3351 code for a protein of 1012 amino acids. Gene Ontology annotation, cellular component: nucleosome.